Messenger RNA from Schistosoma intercalatum, 222 nucleotides. The record is from the annotation of a GenBank genome assembly. Lineage: Eukaryota; Metazoa; Platyhelminthes; Trematoda; Strigeidida; Schistosomatidae.
AUGGAUUUCAAUAAAAUUUUACUGCGAUCUUUGUUUUUACUUUCAGUGAUCAUAUUACAAGAAGUGAAUGGACGAACGGGAAGUGGAGUUAUCUUCAAUUUAGAACAGCUUAUCUUAGACCUUUGGAAAAACUUGUACGAACGUUUGGCUGAAACAUUCAGAUGUUUUUUGGACGCAUUACCAGUAACUCUUGGAGGUGCAAAUAAAACCUGUUACCCAUAG